AUGACUGUUAUCGAUGAGGCGUUCAAGAAGAUCGACAGCGGGAUGAAGACGAAAAACAAGCGGUUUGUGAAAUUGUUGUGGAAACAGACGACUGUAUUCGACAAGCUCUGCAACUUUGCUGCGAACGAUAAUUACCCGUUUGACAUCUCUUCGCGCGCACUCUUUUUACUCUCCGAGUUGACGGUUAACAAAAACUUCUUUCAGUCGUUUGCACACGAUAGUCUCAAUACAAUGCUUCCAAGGUUAAAUAAAAUCCUAACGCCACCAUUUAAGAUGGCGAAUGACCCUCUAGUUCAAAGUACAUUCUUCUUAUUGGCUAACAUUAUUUUGUAUUCGGACUUUUCAAGGCCAUAUGUACUCACUGUGGAGUUCUUAAACCAAUUUGUUGCAAUUGCCGACUUCUAUUUGACUAAAGAAAGAAACAUCUAUGACUCAUUACUGAUGAUGGUCUAUGCUUUGGUAACAAUAACUCCACAAUCAGAAUGUAUUGUAGAUUUGACACUCAAGUAUUUGCCAUUAUUGGGUCAACAUUUUAGAGACGACACAUCAACAAUGCUGACAUUAAAGUGUUUAAGAAUGUUGUCGUGUUACAAUGACGGUCAGUUGGUUUGUAAAACGUCCAAUGUGACUUUUGUCUUUGAAACCCUCAAAGACGUCUCACUCUUUGGAGCGUCCGAUAUGAAUUUUGUGAUCAUCGAAACUGUCAACAAUUUCUUGACAAAGAAUCCGUGUAUUGCCGAGAAGUAUAUGGCAGUCUAUCGUAACUUGGUCAAAAAUUUACCAAACCUCGUUGUGAGCUCCGACACUAUGUUAAACUCAAUGGCGAAUAUUCUUCAACACUACCCAUAUCAAGUCCAACUACUUGACAUCAUUUUGGAUCAAUGUUUGUUUAAAGUAGUGUUGGAUGCGAUGAAAAGUCCACACGUCUUAAUCUCUCAAAGCGCAAUUCAACUUGUAGAACUGGCGUUUCAAAUUUCUAAAUGUGAAUACCAGUGUUUUUCUAAAUUGUUUAAUUUGGAAAUCACUUCGGCAGUGUGUGAAGCGUUGCAAAUCAGUGUUAAGGAAUGUCGAAAACAACAUACAACUGUGUUAGUAGAUCUGCUCAUUUCUCUUUUCGAUGUCUGUUCUUCAAAUGACCAAAUGUUCUUGUCAAGGUAUAUAGAACAGAUGGAAGAAACUGAAGGCUUGGAUACGCUUAACAACGUUAGCCAAAUCUACCAAUUCCUCUCUCUGAAAGUAAACAAGUUUGUUUUUAUGCUGAAAAGAUCAAUUGAAGAGAUUAUAAAAAGCGUUAUCACUGAUUUGUAG
Entamoeba invadens IP1 is the source of this 1308-nucleotide messenger RNA. RefSeq lists its product as hypothetical. The transcript is spliced from 2 exons. Bases 1 to 1308 code for a protein of 435 amino acids. The record is from RefSeq and is a predicted model, not a curated record. Lineage: Eukaryota; Evosea; Mastigamoebida; Endamoebidae.